AUGCCACCACAUCGAUGUUGGUCCGUUAAACACUUCUAUAUUCUUUUUUUUCGUUCUUUCUUUCUCUCUCUCUCUCUUUCCAUUUCUCUCUCUCUCUCUCUUUCCCUAUAUCUCUUUCUUUAUUUCUCUCUCUCUCUCUCUCUCUCUCUCUCUCUAUCUAUCUAUCUAUCUAUCUAUCUAUCUAUCUCAAUAGUCUCUCAAGCUAGAGACAAGCAUAUCUAUCUAUCUAUCUAUCUAUCUAUCUAUCUAUCUAUCUAUCUCUCGCUCUCUCUCUCUCUCUCUCUCUCUCUCUCUCUCUCUCUAUAUAUAUAUAUAUAUAUAUAUAUAUAUAUAUAUAUAUGCUGCCAAUCAAUGCGAAUACUUUCACUUUAUUUUGUUUAUCUAUCUAUCUAUCUAUCUAUCUAUCUAUCUAUCUAUCUACAUCCUAUCUAUCUAUCUAUCUAUCUAUCUAUCUAUCUAUCUAUCUAUCUAUCUAUCUAUCUAUCUAUCUAUCUAUCUCAGUCUAUUCAUCUCUUUCUAUCGCAAGCGCGUCUGUCUGUCUGUCUGUCUUUUUGCUUCUCUUCAUUGAAGACUGAAAUUGACUUUCUUCACCAUCACUCACGUAUACCAUAUUUUCUUUUUCCGAAUCGGCGUCUGAGAUUGUGUGUAAUGACCCAAAUCAACCACUUCUCAGACGAUCUAUAUCUUUCUUCUUUAAAUGUACUCUCUCGCCCUGUCUGA
This is a messenger RNA of Acanthosepion pharaonis, 720 nucleotides long. The record is from the annotation of a GenBank genome assembly. NCBI's taxonomy places the organism in Eukaryota, Metazoa, Mollusca, Cephalopoda, Sepiida, Sepiidae.